AUGCCUCCUAACGCCAGUGUCGGCUCGGAAGCUGCAUCAGCGGAGCCGCUCCCCCGGUCUGACUCGCCCGUAAUUCCAGGCUCGGCCUCCAAGAAGAGAGCAAAGUGGUGGGGCAUUGCUGAUGCAGACACCAAGGAACAGCACAUUCAGAUGGUCAAGGAUCUGAUGCGAUCCAAUGCUCUGCCGCAUGGCUUCGAUAUAAGUGACGAGGUGUUCCAGAAGGCCGCUCUCGAGUCCAAUCGACGAACAGCCGCACAUUCUUUGAGCGAGUCGCAAGGGUCGAGUGAUCCCACAGCCAAGAUUCGUUUCAGCGCGAAACGAGGGCCACCUGAUGACAACAGCAUGCCCAACGCUGCAACGCCAAUGAAUGGUGGCUCGGCAUCUUCUCUUGCCGCUGACCCCACCGCAGACCAAGCGCUGGCAUCAACGCCUAUCACCGUGUCUGCCUCGGCGGAAGCUCGGGCAGUCUGCCCGCACUGCUCGGUGGAUGGCUCGCGCAACCUGAAGCAGACGCAGCGGCUGGGCCAACUCGAACGCCGCAUCCAGCAACUCGACGCAGUCAACCAAAGAUACAAGAGCAUUGCCGCGAAUCUGCUCGACAUCGAUAGAUCCGAGCCUGAUUUAGAUCCGAAAGUGUCCGAGGAGAGGAUAUAUCUUGCCAUUGUCGCCUACCUGGCCAAGAAGGGACUGACUUCAAAUGCCAGGUCGCUUCUUGAGGAGACUCGCUUGAACUAUGCCCCGCUAUUUUCACACCGCUGUCGGAGACUGAAGGCUCUGAUGGACCAGAAGCACUUUGAGGAGGCUCUGACCUUGAUCAACGAGACUGCAGCAUAUGUAGGAGUGAUUCUGGAGCCACAAGCCCAUCUCAAAAUGGUUGCAGCCUUGGACGACCUCAAGUAUAUCAUCAGCAAGUAUCUCUUCGUCCGUUUGCUCGAGAUUCGGUCGGAGCUCAACGAUCCUGCUGCCGCUCUCCAGGAUGUGCUUCAUAACAUGAUUCUGCCUCACAUCAACCGUGAGCUCGCCGAAGGGGGCAGUCGGGGCAAGUGGUUUGCGGAAGACCACCAACAGCUCAAGGACUAUCUGGCCCACAAAGUCGAUGGCAUUACCAUCGAUCCGGCCAACUUGUACCUGAACUGGCAGUGGGAGCAGGAGCUGCGCUCUUUCUGGGCUGCUGCUGCCUCUCCAUCUGCAAAUGCCUCGUCAGCCCCCGGCCCUCGUGCCGCGCCGCUGUAUACCCGGGCUAUUCAGACCUUCUUCCCUGAGCCAGACACGGCGCUUACGGAAGGAUACGAAACCGAUAUAGUUGACCUGGGUCUGUACUUUUCAAACGUCUGUAAGCUCCAACGUCUCGGCGAGUCCAUCAAGAAGCUCGCCGAUAUCCCAGCCGGCAACAAGCAAGUUGGACCGGAUGCCGUGCGGUUUUCCACAUCGGCAGUCCCCACGACAUACGGCGCCGACGACGAGGCUGCACAGCCAUAUGAGAUUGCUGCUGCAGCAGAAACCCAACCGCAGAUUCAAAUGCGCAAGCCCAAGAGCCGACAGGGAAGGCGAGAACUGGAGCACGUCCUCGACACACAGUCCCCGCCGCCACCGCCAAAAACACCAUCAAAGCUGCUGAAUCUCCCAGAGCGGAGCUACCCACGUCGUGCUGCGAGUGCUGGAAGCAACAUAUCGCGACAUGAGUUGGAUGAGGCCGAGCAAAGCCCAGUCGCCAUAAGCGACGCCAAGUUACGAAAAAUGAUGCCUCCGUCAUCCGAACGACCCCUUGGCACUCAGUUUGUCUUCGAAGCAGAGUGCGGGAAAACUUUGUCGUGUGUCAAGGUGAUGGACUGUUGCAUUCAAACCGAAACCAACGACAUCAUGGUGUGCACGGCCGGGACCGACGAUCGAAGCGACCGCCGCAUCACAAUAUGGAACCUCACUCAGCAGCGGCUCGAAACUCAGUUGGACAACUUGGCCUCGAAGCAGAUUGUGGCUCUUGCCUUUCAUCCGACUGAGUGCUCUCUGCUGCUCAGCGCGGAUCUUGAGUUUGAUAUCAAGCUCUGGGAUUGGCGCCGCCGAACAUGCCUCCUCCACUGGCGCAAAAUGCACACACGUAUCAUCAACAAAAUAUCGUGGGUUCCGCGGCUGUCGCAUCAGGCAAUUUCGUGUUCAAGCGACCAGACACUCAAGAUCUUUGACACCCAUCGCCGCGAAAAGAAAAUAUUGGGGAGCUUACAUGCCAACGAGCCGUUUACGUCCUUUGCCAUCUCUGACUCGAGCGAGAGCGAAUCUUCGCAGAUCCUUGUGGCGUCGCUCCCUUACAGCAUUCGGAUCUACUGUCUUCGGUCGCUUGGAAUGCUCCGGCAAAUCAGCAUCGGCGAAAUCAAACUCAGCAAAACACCCAUCACUUCCCUUGCACUGCACCCGGAGUAUCCUGAUUUCGCCCUCCUGUCGUGCGGAAACCAGCUCAAGCUGUUCCACACUGCGACGGGCAUCCUGCUCAAAACAUAUUCGGCACGCGAAAUCGGAUCCGAGACUCGCAUCGAGGGCCAAUUUUCGCCGUGUGGGUCCAUGAUUUACAGCGGUACCGCCGACACACGAUCGGUUUCUAGUCAGCCAGCUGAAGCAACCCUGCACUCGGACUUGUCGAUCGGCGUACUAGGAUGGAAACUCGACUCUGGAAAAUCCGAGCGACUUCAGGUUCUGAAAGCUCCAGCGAUCGAGCAGUUGUUCAAGGUCACGGCUUGUAAAUGGAUCCCGACCUCGAGCGGACUGGAAGAUCGGACACCCUCGUCACUCCUUGUGACAGUUUCGAUGGACAACAUGAUAAGACUGUACUCGACUGCAGUUGCAGUUGAUUAG
Messenger RNA from Polychytrium aggregatum, 2844 nucleotides. RefSeq lists its product as uncharacterized. The record is from RefSeq and is a predicted model, not a curated record. Gene Ontology annotation, molecular function: protein binding. The coding region runs from base 1 to 2844 and encodes 947 amino acids. The transcript has 12 exons. Lineage: Eukaryota; Fungi; Chytridiomycota; Chytridiomycetes; Polychytriales.